Molecule: messenger RNA, 2285 nt
Organism: Apodemus sylvaticus (European woodmouse)
Lineage: Eukaryota; Metazoa; Chordata; Mammalia; Rodentia; Muridae
Gene: Paqr7
Product: progestin and adipoQ receptor family member 7
Exons: 2
Coding region: 283-1320 (345 amino acids)
Biological process (GO): response to steroid hormone
Cellular component (GO): plasma membrane
Molecular function (GO): nuclear steroid receptor activity; steroid binding
Source: RefSeq, a predicted model, not a curated record
GCCCUUUGGUUCGCUUUCCUCCUCGGGCAUCUGUGUGGGUGAAGCAGCUGAGCCAGCGGGGGCUGCCCAUCAUUCCUUGCGUUCCCUGUUCUCUGGGAGUGGCCUGGUGGCUGCAGGUCAGAAGGCACUGGUUGAAAACUGAGCAUGGAGGGGUCAGGCUCGCUCUCUCCAAAUCCCACUUUCUCCAGGUAACCCACAGCCUGCCUGAAGGUGGGUGAACUCCAGGAGGAAUUGGGGCUGAUAAACCUUGGAAGACAAGUUUGCUGCCCGGGGGCCCCAGACAUGGCGAUGGCAGUAGCCCAGAAGUUCAGCCACCUGCUGUCCAGCCUGUGGCACGUGGGCCAGAAACCUCUGCAACCUGAACCACUGUUUACAGUGGACCGGGCCGAGGUGCCACCACUCUUCUGGAAGCCCUACAUCUAUGCCGGCUACCGGCCGCUGCAUCAGAACUGGUGUUUCUACUUCCGCACUCUGUUCCAGCAGCACAACGAGGCUGUGAACGUGUGGACCCACCUCCUGGCGGCUCUGGCCCUGCUGCUGCGGCUCAUCGGCUUGGUGGGGAGUAUGGACUUCUGGGAAGACCCUCACGCGCUACCCCUCUUCAUCAUCGUCCUGGCUUCCUUCACCUACCUCUCCUUCAGUGCCCUGGCUCACCUCCUGCAGGCCAAGUCCGAGUUCUGGCAUUACAGCUUCUUCUUCUUGGACUAUGUGGGCGUGGCCGUGUACCAGUUUGGCAGUGCCCUGGCACACUUCUACUAUGCCAUAGAGCCGUCCUGGCAUGACAAGGUGCAGGCUAUUUUCCUGCCCACGGCUGCCUUCCUAGCCUGGCUUUCCUGCGCUGGCUCCUGCUACAACAAGUACACCCAGAAACCAGGCCUGCUGGGGCGCAUUUUCCAGGAGGCGCCGUCGGCGCUGGCAUAUGCGCUGGACAUCAGCCCGGUGGUGCACCGCAUCAUAGUGUCUCCCCUCCCUGCCGAGGAGGAUCCGGCCCUUCUCUAUCACAAGUGCCAGGUGGUUUUCUUCCUUCUAGCUGCUGCGUUUUUCUCCACGGUGAUGCCUGAGAGUUGGUUCCCCGGCAGCUGCCACAUCUUUGGGCAGGGACACCAGGUUUUCCACGUCUUUUUGGUGCUGUGCACGCUGGCCCAGCUAGAGGCUGUGACGCUCGACUAUCAGACCCGGAAGCCCAUCUACGAGCCUCUGCACGCCCGUUGGCCCCACAACUUCUCUGGCCUCUUCCUGCUCACCACGGCCAGCAGCAUCCUCACCGCGCUGCUCCUCAGUCAGCUGGUGCGGCGCAAACUCCAUCAGAAGACCAAGUGAAAGCGGGUGGGCAGGAGCUGGCAGGGUGAGAGAAGGUGCUAGGGACAGAUGCCUGGACUUGACUCCAGAUGGGAACAAGGCCUGGGAAAGCUGAUUCUAUCUGGCAGGUCACGACUCCCCGCAUGGGCCUCACUCAGUGGCCAAAGUGGCGCUGGCCAAUCCUUGCACCCUGGGAUUGUCUGGGAGCUGCAGAGCCUUGCUCAAGUCCCUGCCGUGGGAGGGGAAGAGAUGAGAGACUGCUGACCACACCUUCCUUGCCUCCUAUCAGAGCUAAGAGUUGGGGUUCAGCUUUGGUCACCACACUGAUUUGGGGCUUCCAGAUUGUUGGGUGAGAGGUUAGACUCAGGCCAGUGUCAAGUUUGAGCCUAGAAGGAGUAGAAGUCUUUGCAGCCAUCGCCUACUAGAGCUCAUUGGUGGUGGGAAAAGAAGCAGGCCACAGGAUGGGAAGCAUUUUAACUUUCCUGCGCCCUGCACCACAGCCUGGAUCACUGGGUUCCGGAGAGUCCCCAGAGACAAACGGUCCCCUCCACUGCCCACAUCCCUGCAUCACAGCCCAGCCAGAACGCCUCACACCUAGCCUUGGCCCGUAUUUCUUGCACACAGUUUCUAGCUUCUCCCUACAAUUCAUUUAUGAUUUUGAGAUAGCUCUCCUUAGCUCACUGUUUCCUGGGGCUCCAGGCUUUAGAACCAAUAGGAAUUGUCAAGGAAAACUCAAAGGCCAGACUAGUCAGCCCUGCUGGGGCACUCAGAGCCUUGGGCUAGGAAGGGUGAGGAGGAGUUUGCAGGCUGAGCUUAGAAGGGCGUUUCAGGCAAAGGGGAUGCCUGUACCAAGAUGUGAGAUGCAGAGAUGCAGAGAUGCAGAGAUGCAAGGGGGGGGGGGCGCUACAGGCAAGUUUGGUCCCUCGGGCUGGAGGAAAGGCUGGUUCCUGAUAUGCCCUAGAUUCAAUAAAAUGGCUAUGAAAUUG